AUGGAAAUAUUGUUAUCUCUGCUUGAUGGUUUAAUACCUUUGAUACAAAGUCAAGAGGAGCCAAUUGUGAACAAACAGUCAGCAUUCAAUACUAUUGUUGUUCUAUCAAAGUUGCUGGAUGAUAACCAUAAUAUUUCUUUAAAGAAGGUGUGGUAUAUAAAACUGUUUUUAUUAACUUUUAUGAUAUUUUGAUUAAAAUUAAUAUGCUCAGUUAGACAGGGACUUACACAUUUGUUGUCUUUCUCCCAGAUAUUUUCUGUGGCAAUUGAAACAAUUUCUGGCGAUGACGUAAAGGCACAGGUAUAUGUGAAUAUGCCAUUGAUUUUUCUAUUGAUUUGAUGAUGUAAAUAUUUAGCAAGGAGUCCAGUGUAUGUAGCAUUGGAGUCCAGUGUAGGUAAUAUUCAAUGGGGCAAUUUUCCCAACUACAGCGGACCGCCAAAUAAUGUGAAAUAUCCAAAGACUUAAGAUAUGAAUGUGUAUGAUUUGGCUUUGAGUGGCAUACUGGCAUUGAAGUAUAACCUAUGGUAUACACACCUCGUAUGAGUGGACCUUAUAAUACCUUAAAUUGGCGUAUUGGGAGGCGAUCUUGGGUAGCCAACAUGGGACCACCUGUUGUUGGAAAUUUUUAUAGUUCUUUAUAAAGUGAAGAAAAAGAUAGAGAGUAAUGUAUGUGCCGUGAUAUUAGUGAGUCAGAAAUCUGUCCCUCCACUGUCACUAACCAAGAGACGUAGAUUUCAACACAGACAUCCAUUGUAGAAUGUAAUAAAUACCUUUUCAAUCGUGUUUUCUCCUUAUCACUCCAGGUUGCGUCAAGUGCAUUACACUGCCUCGCAGAGUUAUGUUCCCUCCUUAAAGUACAUUUAAUACCAUUCCUGCCUAAAUUUCUUCCUCUCGUCCUACAAAUACUGGAAUGCAAGGACGGCGAAAAGAGGUAAAGUAUGCUUGCUUCACAAAGUUAGAACAUUUCUGGGUAAUGGAUCAUUCAUGCUGUGAAGGCAAACGCGUUUUCUUUCUUUCUAGAAGUGACAUGUUGUUGCUUAAUGCUCUGACCGUUUUACAAAAGGUCAUUCAAUCUCUACCGAAUUUUGUCAGUCCAUACCUUAGGAACAUUCUCGUGCAGGUAAUUUUGAUUUUAAUAUUUGAAAUAAUUCUAGUACAGUGUAUGUUUUCAAUCUAAAUUGUAAUAGCUGCAGUCUGUGAUUCAGAAAUAGGCGUCUGUUCUCGAAAUUUACAGACAAAAUACAAAUAUAAAUUGUCGUCCGUUAGAGGCCUAAUUGGCGGUAACCACAUUUUAUUCAAAACACUGUAAAUAUAAUUUGGUAAAAACAACUUGGCCGUUAAUGGCAACAACCAGGGCGUUAAUGCUACACUCUUGAAAUAUGGUGGGAUUUUUAAGGUUAGCGUGCAGUAGUAUAUAAUUUUAUCGUUUGGGGAUUGAAAUUAUUUAUGAUUUAUCAGUGUAGGGUAAGGUAUUCUGUAUGUAUAUAUAGCAAAUGAAUGAAAAUUGCAAACUGAACUUGCUGCCUUGUGUACAAGCCUUGUUGUCUCGAAAACAAAGAUAACGUUGAAGCCUAAACUGCAUGACCUUGCCUUUUGGACGUUUAAAAUGUGAGGUCUGGAAAUAUAUAUAAUUACAGUACUUCACAUAUAUAUUUAUCCUUGUACUUCUGAUUUUUAUAAACUUAAUAUCAAUACUUCGUUUUGUUUUGUUUACAUUCAGUUGGUCUCCCCUGUAUUUGUAACAGUAAAUGAAGAUGGAUCAGUUCAGAACAAGCAGAUACUUGAUGUUGCCGUUAGUUUGAGGUAGUUUAUAGAAUAGCUGUUAUUGUAAUUGAAUACGUCUAUGCUACGGACCAGCGGUAUCUGCAUUAUUUUGACAUGGAGACGAGGCUAUAGGGUCAUGUUUGGUGUUUUUUGACCCUUUAGCCUCGUUUUCGUGCGUACUUCCACUGAGAUACCGCUGGUUCGCCGCAGCGGCGUAUUCAAUUACGAUAACAGGUAUUACCAUGUACAUGUUAACUAUAGAAUUACCAUGUACAAGUUUGACGAUAAAAUUGUUUCAAUAUCAGAAAUGGAAGAACUUGGCCCAUGUUGAUUAGUGCCAAAAUGUUGACCGCAGUGGGUCUAUGGAAUCUUGCACUCACGCUCUUCCAAUAAAAUUCACUUAAAUAUUCCUUGAUCUCUAUUAUAGAAUUGAAGUUGAAAACUACGUCAAUUCUGCAUUAAAAAUGCCUCCAAGUUUCUUAUACCUACACCAUAUAGUUUUCAUUAGUAUAAUCAUGGAUUGUAAAAUAACUGGAUAGGAAACUUCCUGACGUCACAGUCUAAACCUAGUUGCAAUCUGUGACGUCAUGUGUAUUGCGAAAAUGUUCAGCAUUUUUGUUGUUUCGCUAUAUUUUCCGCUUCAAAUAAUAUUGAAGCAUAAACUGGUCUAAUUGUUUUAAAAACAUGCCUAAGCCACGACAAAGUAUUCAAGGUAAGUGUUUUUCGUCUUUGUUUUGUAUUUUUUAACAUUUGUAGCUACAAAAUUGGCGUCGCCAAUUUUUACGAAAUUUGCGAUGCAUUUUUCAGUGUUUAGUGCUUGAAAUAUUUGCUAAAAUUGACCGGGAAUACUUAGAGAUUUCAUCGUAGAAUGGCUUAGUCAUGUUUAUUUGCUCUUUGACUAAAAUGUUUAGCUGUAUUAUCGCUAAACAUGCCGUUUUUGAGAAUUUGGUUUGCAACUAGGUUGCAACGCCAUCAUCCCAUUGAAAACAUUAGGUCACGUCAGCUAGUUUCCUAUCCAUGUAUUUUAUUAUCCAUGGUAUAAUUUACAGUAUUAAUUUUAUGUACUUUUUUCAGAGCCGACAUUGCUCUUUUAGUAAAGCCACGAAUCUUGAUUCCCAAUGUAUCUCAAUGCUAUGAGGAAAUAGUUCUGAAUAAAAACAAUGUGAGUGACAUAUUUACUUGAUUUAGCGCCGCCCAAAAUCAGAAUUAUUAAAGAGCGCUGUUGUCAAAAGAUUGCCGUAUAGUAGUGUUUAAAUUGCGUUCAUGCACACAUCGUGAUUUAUCGGGCAAAUGUUCAAUGUACUUUGAUGAUAUCUGAAAAAAGUACUUUAUCUAGGGACCAUCACCCAAUAUCAGAACAGUCUGACAAUAAAAAUUUAUAACCAGUUGAAAUUUGGAAUUUUUGGCUUUUCUACGUGCAAGUGGCGUUAAAUUAAAUCAUACCUGAUUGCAAAUUGAGAGACUUGUUGAGUCAUUUAUCGUCGUUAUCGUUGACCUAAUUAUCGGGAUAUAAACAUUUUUUACAUUAUCUAUUAUAUGAGAAUGUGAUUUCGUAAAUAUAAACAAGAUAAAGGGGUCAUGGUCUCAAUCAUGAAUACUUAAUUGGCUUGUAUGGUUGUUUUGUGGCAUAACAACAGUUGUUUGAAACUUUUUAAAAUAUUAAUUGGAACAUAAGUUAACAUAAACUUGUUUCCUUGACAGGAAUCAUUGAUUGCUUUGCACCAAGUGCUUGAUAGCUGUGUAGCAUACAUGACUAAAGAUGAUGUAAAGAAUUAUCAUAAUGAACUGUUGUCAUUAUUUAUGUCUGCCUUGGAUUAUCGUUCACAGCAUGCACAGGUAAACGCUCACUGCUUUCACUUUCGUAUCAUUCCAAAUCGCAGAUAAAUACUAGUCACCCGAAAAUUUUGGAUUAAGUCAUUCCAGAAAACCUCGAUAAAACACCAGACAUAAUAUAGGGAGCUGAUCCCUGUCUAUCUCCCAAUGGGCUGUCGUGGCGAAGACAGGAAAGUGACCGCCGUUCAUGUGUUUGAGUCUCGUGAUGGACUCAACACACUCGUUCUCACACAGGGAAUAUUUGUAGAUAUGCCUGACCACGGUGGGAAUCGAACCUACGACCUUUCGAAUACUAGCCCAAUGCUCUGCCAACUGAGCUACGCAGUCUGGUCGGUUCGUGUGAUAAUAACAUCACAAGCAUCAUAUUCACCUGAGUACAUUACACCAACACAGGAAAAAUAAAAAAAUAAAAAAAAUAUAGUCUUUCAUUCUAAUUCAAAUAUUAUUUUCAUGCAAUAUGAAUUAAUCUCUACUCUCAUUUUCAGGGCGUUUCUGAGGAAAAUUUGCUGAGAAUAGAAGAAACAAUUAUUGGGGCUUUUAUUAGUUUAAUUAUGAGGCUUUCUGAAUCUUUGUUUAGGCCGAUGUUUUUGAAGGUAAAGUUUUGUCACUUUGUAAAUUUUGCCAGUAAAAGGUGAAUAACACUCAAUAACUAUUGCGAAAAACGUUCCUAUAAGCCCCAUAUGGCAUAUAGAGGAUUGUACCACAUCCUCAAGAACACUUGUCUGACGCUCCUCCUAUUCAGUUCACUAUAUUAAGUUGUUUUCGUUACAGUUAGUUGACUGGGCAACGAGAUCUUCAGCAGCCAAGUCAAGACAGUUGGUCUUUUAUCAUUUAGCUGAUAGGUGAGAAAAAUAAAUUAUAUGAAGAAUAAGUUAUUACUCGCUGGGGCACCUGUGCCUGCACCUGUACCUGAGUAUUGGUUUCGGCAUGCAUUUGUCACGGAUAGUGGAUCGUCGAUAGCCACAAAAUAUUAAUGAGUUGCCUAAUUUUCCCCCCAAUUAUCCAUAAGGCUCCUGCCAAUUUGACCCAAAUUAUCCAUAAAUAACCCUGCAUUUUGAGGAAAAUUUGGGAUAAUUCAACAAUUUUACAAGGAAUUUCGACAUAGAAACAGCAACCUUCGCAAAUCGCAAGUUUAUCAAGUUUAUACGUUUGGCUGCGCUGCUUUAUAUUUUGAGAAGAAAGCGACACCGUUCGAUUCAGCGUAAGAAAUUGUACUUACGGAUGUCAAGUGUAUUAUUGUAACACCAGUAUUCUAGCGAUUUGUGGCCUUUGAAAAUCAAGCGAAAUUGUAUUGUUGACAAAUCGCUCGCAAGUACGUACUAUAUUUGUUGACAAAUCACUCGCACAGUCGCACUACGUUUGUCCAUGUAUUUGUAAUGCCUAAUGGCGCAAUAAGGAUAAAAAUACCACCGUUCGAUUCAGCGUAAGAAAUUGUACUCACGGAUGUCAAAUGUGUUAUUAAACAGCAAAUCGCUCAAAAUUAUUAAACUAAUCAAGGGAGCACAGCAGAACGAUAUUUGGCUAUUUAUAUAAAUAUUUUUACGUAUAUUUGUCUAAUAUUCGUACCUGUUUUCAUAGACGAUCACUUCAUUUGUUCUUUUACUGAAAAUAAACUGCCAUUUUGAGAAUAUCAUAUUCCUUCAUAUUACUAUUAUACGAAGUAGCGCAUUGGCCGGAGGCGUGCAUAAGCGCUGGCGCGGCGGCGUGAAUAAGCGCUGGCGCGGCGGGAGCUUGCGAGGCGGAGAAGGGGAUUUGGAUUCGGAUUUAUUCCUUUACUGUCAAACGAAGUUUAAUAUAAGGAACAACAGGAAAAACUGUCGCAACUAUAUACCUCACCUGAUUUUCAAAACAAUACAGCCCACGUUAGGUUUUACAAGAGUGGGAAUAAUGUUUUGUAACGAGAAACAGAAUGACAGGAAGAAAAAUGGCAGGGGUGAGGAUUUCAAGAAGUUGCGGGACGCAGGAUGAAAUAUUGUGCGGAAUACUGUAGUAAGAUAAGAGCACGUAAAUUCAGAUUUAAGAACCCUAUUUUGGACAUUCCUCUGCUAUCUGUUUCUCUCUUCCGUUCAUUAAGCUUGUGCUAAUAUUCAAUUUUCUAUCUCUUAUUCAGAAUGGCAGAGAAACUGAAAGGUCUUUUUGUGUUAUUUGCUGGAUAUCUCAUCAAAAACACCGCCAGUAUUCUAGACUCCACUAAUAUUACGAAAACAGGUACACGGAUACUCAUUUCGUACACUAUGGAACAUAUCAUAAGAGCGCUGUUAGGUUUUAUUCCGAUCUGCCAUAUAUGAUGUAGACUAGUAGCUUCACGCUGAAUAAUGAAACCUUUAAAUGCUCUUUAAUAAAACAAUGACGUUUCUUGUGGGAAUAGACAUUGUUUCUAUCUGCGACUGCCCAUUCUUGAAAAAGACCGGACACGACGUACUAUAGUUAGUGUAGUUGUAGUUGUAGUUGUAGUUGUAGUUGUAGUUGUAGUUGUAGUUGUAGUUGUAGUUGUAGUUGUAGUUGUAGUUGUAGUACACGACGUACUAUAGUUAGUAUAGUUAUAGUACACGACGUACUAUAGUUACUUACUUAAAGUGUAAAAUUAAAUAGCAAUGAAAUGACCACAUGCAUGCAUAACCAAUCUUGUUUCAUGUUAGCAUGACAAUGUGUUUAUAUCUACGACUGCUAUAAUCCUUGUAUUCGAACGACGAUAAUAAGAUAUAGUUACAUUCGUAUAUACGUGGAAAACUGGGUACAAACUUGAUAAUGGAUUUUUCGAUUUUAUUUUGCCAGGAGACUUUGUGAUAUUGUUAAAUUUUAGGAAAGAUCUCUUUUGAUUCUUGCACGAAUCUUUGUCCCAUAAGUGUCUCUCAUCUCAGCAGUGGAUAUACCCAUAUUUUAAACGGUUUACAGUGUGUGUGUGGGGGGGGGGGCAAAACCAAGAUUACGUCCCAAUGUGGGCUCCCCAGGGUAAGAUUUAGGUCACUCAAGAUUAUAGAGUCCAGUCUGAGCCACUGGCUAGUGGGUCUUGGGGGGGCAAAUCCAUGGCGCCCGGUAUAUACAGCAUGUUAAAUAUGCCUUGCAUCUCAGAGUAUGUGCAUGUCAUGUUAUUAAUUAUAAAAGGCAGUGAAGUAAAAUAUAUAAAGUUAUAUAAUUUCUAUUUCAGAAGAAAUAUUCUUCGUUGGUGAAUAUGAGGAUGAUGAGGCAAUAGAGAAAUCUUGUCAGUUACUUGGUUAUGUCUUGGAUUGCUUGUAUAAGUGCUUCCUCUAUGACAAUCAACGAUUUGUGAACAAAGAACGCUUUGAUCAAUUGCUUCAGCCCUUAGUUGAUCAGGUACAUGUAUAUCUCGUCAGAUCAUGGGAUUAAUUCCGUUAGUUUAAGUGUAUAGACAGGUAGAGCACUUUAUUUAAAGACGUUAUCACUAUAAAGCAAAUUUUCUGACCUUCAAUACAUGCAUGUAUGAUGAUACAGUAAUUGGUGGCGGAUAUAUUCCGAGAAUUAUGAGUUCAUUGAAUUUCACGUUCCAGUAAUAGGUAGGAGUGACGACUUAUUCUUAUGAAAAUUUUUCGGUUCUCUAAAGCUUUCGAAUGAAAACAAGGGCACUGCUAACCAUUCAUUGCUUAGGAAAAUUAACAUUUAACACCACUCUCGGCAAGGAAUUUUGAUAGACAGAAAAUAUCUAAUGGGCGAGAAGAAUUGUGAUUAUAUGUUAAAGAACGAUUUGUUUUGGCUCCAUGAAUUGGUUACAUCCUUGAGGUCAAGUUCAAAGACUAUUAUAUUUCCCAUGAAUGCACCUUCUAAGCUUUCAAAUUUUGUAUACACUUUUGAGAGAUGGUUUCUUUUCAAUUUAAUGAUAUUCAGGUACGAAACAAUGCAUUUCAUUAGAAUGACAAUGAAACCAAAAUAUUACAUCUGUCAAAGUGUAAAUAAACACUGAAAUGGCCAAUUUGCAUACCAAGCUGAGCAGGUCUAUUGAGCGAAUACCCUGCAUGGAUGGUAUACCGCUUGUACUAGCAAAACAAGAUCCAUUUGUUAAUAACUUACAUUUUUCUUGCAAUUAGAUUGAGAAUCAGAUUGGAGAUACCGAAGUAUUUGAUAAGAGAGUAUCUGAUCAUUUGGCUCCAUGUAUUGCACAGUUUGCAGUUGCCGCGGGUGACGAGACGUACUGGAAAACAAUGAACCAUCAGAUUUGUCUCAAAACAAGACAUUCUUCAUCUCAGGUACUGACGAUAUUUACCAUCAUAACCUAUUAAUGUCUUUUCAUAUAGACUGGAGAAAUGUUAUUUAAUAUUUUUAAACUUUCGUUUCGCCAUUUACAUGUACUUGUUUCUUGGAGGGAUACAUUGCAUUUAUCUAUAAAGCUAAUUGACCACAAACUAGCCAAUAAUAUUUAGCGUUAAGCACUAGCAAUAUAUUAUAACAAAGAAGUAUUAUUUGCCUCUUUGGAGAGAAGAAUUCCCUUAGAAAACAGAUGAACAGAUUUUGAUUAAAAUAUUGAGCUGUUGCAAGUUCUCGUAAGGCAGUAAGGACAAUAUUUGGUUUUAGGUGUGUCAACAUUUCACAGUCCCCUAUCCACAUUACAACCUGGGGUGGUGAUGAGAUUGAGUAUUUCAUAUUUGAAUGUUUUGAUAACAAAGAAUUCGUUAAAAAGAAUCACUGUUUAUAAACUUGAAAUUAAAAUCGCAAAGGAUUGCGGAAAAUCAACAUUUACAAUUUGACGUACAUGCAUGCAGGAUGCGAUAAUUACCAUACAGUAUGAGAACUUUCCAAGGUAUUCAAAACUGUAAUUAAGUAUAGCUAUAUUUGUAUGACAUGUUUAAUUGGCAUUAUUGAACUGAUGGGAUUAAGGAAUGUUGGAGUGAACCGUGUGUGUUUUUCUAUGCAUUCUGUUCUUGUUUCAACUCAUAGUUUCAGAUUACUGAAUGAAUACAGUAAAACCCCACAUAUAAGAACCUAGAAUUUAAGAACUUGUUAGGCUAAAAUAUUUUAUUUAGACCCCGCCCUUUAAAUAAGAACCUGUUCAGGCUAGAAUUUCAAAACAGAUUCUUAUAUUAUCAAAUAGAGUCAAAAUUAAGUCAUAAGUCACAAUCAGUGUAGCUUUAAAGUGCAUAUAGAGUUGGUAUACUGCAUAUACUGUCAUUUUUUAGAUCAUUUCUGCAUAAUUUAUAUAAACCAUAUACCAUACCUCCCUAAAAUGAGUCGCUUUUCUCUUACGAAAAUAAGAACCUAUUUAAGAACCUUUUUAGCCUAAUUUCCUGGUAAGCACCAUUUACAUAAGAACCUGUUUCAGACUAACUCUAGGUUCUUAUAUGCGGGGUUUUACUGUACCUUUAAGAAACUGACUGUGUUUGUUUUUAAUCUUACAAACUAAGCCUUGAGUCCAGGGUUUGCAGCACCUCAAAUACGUGGAAAUAAUCAUUGGAGUACCAGUGAAGUACAACUAUAAGAAUCUGGAUUUUUCGCACCCUGAAUUUGAUGAACACAAAAUCGAUUCUAUUUGUUUUCACUCGACUUAUCAAAUAGGCGUGUAGAGAAUACAAUAUUAUCUCUUUCUAUUUUUCAGGUCCGUUUAGCUGCGUUGAAAGUGGUGCAAGAAUUAAAUCAUAAACUUGGAGAGGAAUACCUCGCUUUGUUGCCAGAAAUUGUUCCUUUUCUUGCAGAACUCAUGGAAGGUACAUAUUUUAUUGCAUUUAAGGUGGCUCCGUAUAGUUAUUUUAUAAGAAGCCUGGUAACGAAGUCUUGACGUUAGCAGAAAAAAAAACAAUGCACUCGUCCGAUUCUAAUACCAAUCAUAUACAUGAAAAAAUUUCUCAAUUCUUGUUGGCUAAGAGCAGUGCAAUUUUUUCGAAAUACAGUACCAAAAAAUGAAAUACAGUGCAAAAAAUGAAAUACAGUGCAAAUUUUUAGGCUUUCUGAUUGACUUAAAGAAUGAAACAAUAACAAAGAUAGCCAAUAAGAUACAGCAAUUUCCAGCAGAAAUAAUACAAAAAAAAACAUUAGGAAUGACUGCAUAAUUUUUUCAUGUAUACUUUGUUAUUAAUAAGUAAUGGUAUGGUUUCUCGUGCAAUUUGAAAAAACAUACACUCGUGAGUUUUUCAAAGAUUUCAAUUUUGAUAGUCUUUGAAAAACUCACUCGUGCACGCAUGUUUUUUUCCAAAUUGCACUCGAAACAUGCGUACUAUUACCUAUACAAAUAAACACGCGCGCGUUUCGCGUGAUAAACUUCACGCAUUCGUAAAUAUUGAUCAUAUCGAAUCGAUAUUUUGUCACGGCAAUAGCGACUGCGCGAGAAUUUCUUGAAAAUUUGUAAAUUGAACGAAUACAACAAGCUUGCCAACAGAUCAAACGUUUUGAAAACAGUGAAUUAUGUAGUGAAUAAUCUGCCUUGAUAGCCUUAUUCCAGGGCCGUCCACUGCUUGCGUCGGAACCCGCGCGUCUGCGUUGAAGCCUGGGGACGCGGCUGGCCUUAUUCGAUAUUCACAUAUGUUUAGAAUAUCAAAAAUUUACUCGCUGAGAAAUUUUGGGAAAUGCCUUGAUAGCCUUAUUCCAUAUUCACAUAUGUUUAGAAUAUCAAAAAUUUACUUGCUUAGAAAUUUUGGGAAAACCCGUAUCACGUAUGCUCAAAUAGAAGCUAAAGUAUGAAUGUCAUUGUUACCAUGACAACGCAAUAUGUGUAUAAUCGUUUAUCCUUUUUUAUCCAUGCCUCCAAGAUUCGGUUUAUAGAGUAAUACAUCCCACUUAGUCAUGACCACAUAAAAUUACUUGCGGAUAUUAGAACAAUAGGGAGCCACCUUAAAGCGAAUGGCAGUAAGAUGUAUAUGCGAAUUUUUGUCACAGUGAUAUGUUUUGUUGGAACAGAUAUCUUGAAUAAGGUUAGGGUUCCAAUUUCACUCAAGUUAAGUAGGUUUCAGUUUAAAAAUGAAUAAAAGAGCCCAGCAAACCACGCAUACUUGGUAAAAAUGAAAUUUAACUAUAAUUAAUAGCUAACUUUAUUAGCUAACUUUAUUAGCUAACUAGUUUCGUUGUUUACUGUACAACAUGUACUGAAUGAACUGGAUUUUACAUGGAAUGCUAUCUAUAUAAUUAUAUAUUUACAUUUAUUUCAAGUGUUGAACGUGACCUAAAUCCGACACCUACACAUCUCCAUAUCGCACACGACGAAUACGUGCAUGGCAACAUUUCAGAGUUCAGUAACGACUAGAAUAAAUAUAGACGUAACGUUUUGCAAUACGUUGCGAAUGCAGUCAACAAUAAAAUAAUAUGGAAACAUCCGAUUUUCGUGAAUUGGUAUUUUGCUAGAUCAAAGUCCGAUAGAUAAAAAUGCUUUUAUAUACUUCGAUUCGUAAACUAUAACCAGACUCAUUUCAGUUGGAACUGGUUGGGAAUAAACUAAGUUACCCAUGUUAUUUCAUUAAAGCCUGGUUCACAGUCUUCACACAAUGAAUUGGCUCGGCGGUUUUCUCUUUCUGACCGGACAGUCACAUGGACGUACGACUCAAGUAUAUAUAAGAACUAUAUAUAUACUUUUAAUACAAAUGCAAGAGAUUGCUUGACUUUACAGUGAUAAUAAUUAUUUUAGACGAAUCGUUCGAGGUGGAACAAAAAUGUCAGCAAGUGAUCAGUGAAAUGGAGGAAGUCCUUGGGGAAUCACUUCAAAAAUAUUUCUAACAAUGUGUGAUCAUGGUUCUGUAUUUCUCAUCAACACACCAUGACGGUAAGAUAUCGUUAUACUUAGUUGACCUGGUGUGUGGAGUUAAAUCACUAUUUAAAAUGCUAUCAAGCCAAAGACCAUCCGUUGAGUAAUGUUGAGCAUUUCAGAGAACAACUGGAUUAUAUGUACCACAUAAUUGUACAUGGAUGGUGCACACUAUACCGUAUAGUUUGUAUUUCUGUUUUAUCGAUUAACAAACAGCUGGAUAAUCUAAACUCUUUCGCUUGUUAAUGAAAUGUGACAUUAAGUAUGGCAGUUUAAAUACCAUCAAAUUAAUUGAAGUAAUCUAAAUGAACAUUUGAAACAGAACCUAUAUUUGGGAUGACAAUACAUACAACGUAAACACUUGGAAAUUGAGGCGGAUAAUCCUCUUACAACAUAAUAUCUUAUAAUCUGCCAUAAUCUGCCUUGUUUAUAGCCAAAUAAGCAUGUUACAAAUAUGUUCUGGACUUAUGAAACUGCGUGAUAUUUUGAGGACCGCGUGGAUGCUUCCUUUCGCCCGAGAAAUCAUGUCAUGUUUUCGUGUCAAAAUAUACAAGAAUGCCACUACAUUUCUAUGCCUAUUCUCCAUUCCGAGUUCACGUCAUCAAUUUUUCAUCUCACUAUCUACAGAUCUUUGCCAAAAAUGGACCUUAUAGUGAAAUCUUCAUUUUGUUUUUACCAUGAAAAAAUUUUACCGCAGCGGGAAUUCCAUACAAAUGAAAUGUAUAAUACAAAAAACAACAUUUUCAAAACGCCGUAAACUGUCGGAGAAUUAUUGUUAAGAUGUGAAACUGUUGUUAGUUAUGAUGUUUGUGUGCGUCCACACCGGACAAGCUGAAAAAAAUUUUCCUGACAACGGUGGGAAUCGAACCCGCGACCUUUGGGAUAGUAGUCCAAUGCUCUACCAACUGAGCUACGAGGUCAAGUCGGUUCGAGUUGGUGAUAUUUCGAACCGACUUCACCUCGUAGCUUAAUUGGUAGAGCAUUGGACUAAUAUCCCAAAGGUCGCGGGUUCGAUUCCCACCGUGGUCAGGCAAACUUUUCAGCUUGCCUGGUGUGGAUGCACAGUCAAAGUAACACCACAAACAUCUUAUUCACCUGAGUACAUAACACCAACACACACAAAAUGUUUUUAGUUAUGUCAAUAUCAUUUCUCGCGUACCAAUCAGACGUCGCCAUUCGCACGAUCAGAUCAUAGAUAUCUUAUAAGUUAUAUACACUAGAUAGUGCAUCUAAUUAUUCUGUAAUUCAACAAUUGAAGCCGUGAUUGCAGACUCAGGAUAUUCCCAUGAAAUGAGAAGACUCGUAUGUUUUCUACCUAUUCCAAAUACAUUUUCAAACUAUUCAAAUGAUGAAAGUUAUUGUUGUUUUUUAAGCGUUUAUUAGCGAGUGGGAAACUUCAACAUGGCCGCCAUCUAUUCAAAUGGGGGUAACCGCUGGAAUAUUCUUGGCUUCAAUUUACUAAAAGAGAUGCGCUAUCUAGUGUAUAUAAGAUAUCUAUGGAUCAGACCUGGAGAAAAAUGGGAUCUCGGGAUCCUGGAUCCUGAGGAACAUUUGCCUUAGCAACAAGAUUGAGGAACAUUUUGAAUUUUUCACGCGUACUUUAAGGGAGAAUUUUAAGGAAUCAUAUUUAGAUAUCUGCCAUUUGAGUCUGUUUUGAGAUUGCGAAGUGUUCUUUAUAUCCUGUUGAUAGAAUUUCAAGAUUGUUUUGUGUCCUCAGCAAUUUUACAACCAAUAUAAUUGAGGAACAUUUGAAAAAGGCAAAUUCAGGAUCCGAGGAACAUUGAACACUUUUUCCAAGUCUGCCCACGAUGUCAUUUCACGACGUUAGGAAUGUGGUCGCAUUCCUAAAUGUUUUGACGCGAAAAGAUCGCACGUUUUUUCAGCGAGACGAAGGAUCCACGGGGUGUUGGGUAAUACCAUGCACAAUAUGUCUUUUCAACCGAGAAAGGUUCUUAGGUUCUUAUAGUAGCAAUCAUAGGAAACACCUUGUCGUGCUGUUGAGUGGAAGGUACUGUUAUUCUCUUAAUAAACGAUUUUGGAUAACAUCCAACGAACAAUCAAACAUUUGUACAAUGUGCACCUGUUAAAAAUAAAACCUCCAAAUUUUUC
Molecule: messenger RNA, 13384 nt
Organism: Paramuricea clavata
Lineage: Eukaryota; Metazoa; Cnidaria; Anthozoa; Malacalcyonacea; Plexauridae
Source: the annotation of a GenBank genome assembly